Owenia fusiformis is the source of this 5054-nucleotide messenger RNA. The record is from the annotation of a GenBank genome assembly. NCBI's taxonomy places the organism in Eukaryota, Metazoa, Annelida, Polychaeta, Sabellida, Oweniidae.
CAACAACGCAAUCUACUACAACAGCGCCACCUACUACAACAGCGCCAACUUCUACAAUUACCACAACCAGUCUAGAUGAAUGUGCGGUUGGUAGUGACAACUGUAGUCCCAAUGCAACAUGUACUGACACAAUUGCAUCAUAUGAAUGUACCUGUAAGCAAGGUUUCCAAGGAGACGGAAUUACCUGUGAAGAUGAAGACGAAUGCACACAAGACGUGUCCUGUCAUCCACAAGCCACAUGCGAAAAUACACUGGGAUCUUAUACUUGUAAAUGUCAAGUUGGCUAUGAAGGCGAUGGGGUGUCUUGCUCUGACGUAGAUGAAUGCAAAAGUGGUGAAGAUAACUGUCACCCAUUGGCCACAUGCGAAAAUACAAAUGGAUCAUUCACUUGCGAAUGCCCAAAUGGUUAUGAAGGCGAUGGGGUAUCAUGCACCGAUAUAGAUGAAUGUGCAGCUGGACAAAUGGACGCCCUGAUGGAAACACCAGCAGGUUUACCAUGCAACUCAGAUGCUACCUGUAAUAACACACCGGGGUCAUAUACCUGUGAAUGUAACCAAGGAUUCAAAGGGGAUGGAGCAACGUGUGAAGAUAUCAAUGAAUGUGAAGAUAAUAUGUGUGGCAAAAAUGCAACAUGCUUCAAUGAGCCUGGUUCUUAUAUGUGUCAAUGUAAUUUGGGAUUCAGGGGUAAUGGAUACAUAGCAUGUGAAAACAUAAAUGAAUGUGAAGAGAUUCAACCGUGUCAUACAGCAGCUAACUGUGAAGACACAAUAGGUUCAUUUAUAUGUAUAUGUAAAGCUGGGUAUAGUGGUAAUGGAACCGUAUGUAACGACAUAGACGAAUGUAAAAAUGGUAAAGACAAGUGUGACAGUAAAGCCUCCUGCGUUAAUACAGAUGGAGGAUUUAGAUGUAUGUGUUUGGAAGGAUAUAAAGGAGAUGGCGUCACAUGUACAGACAUUAAUGAAUGUGUAGAUGGCACACACUACUGUGAAUUUAACACUUCCUGUUUGAACACUGUUAAUGGUGGUUACACCUGUCCUUGCAAAGAAGGCUACACUGAAACCACAUGUAAAGCUGAUUGCGAUCAUUUACGAUUUGAUAUGUCUGGUGAAUUAAUGGGUAAGGCUCUAAUGGGAAUCUAUGACAUCCAGACUAACAAGCAGAAUGAUCGAGCUAUAUACAAACACCGACAAGAGGAGUAUUACCUGUAUAGCUUCUUGAAUAGAGGAAUAUAUCACUGGGGGGUUGGAGUAACUGUAGACAUUAAUGGAACCGAUGUAAUACUGAUGUGGGAAAGCACUGAACAGACACCGGUUGAUACUGGAAUGGACUGGUUUAUUUGGAAUAAUAACACCAGCAAGUGGCGACCUGCAGCUAUCAAGAUAACAUGCUGGCCUGAUGAAACUGCCGUCUGUUGUGAGGAUGUCAACGAAUGUUUGAAUUCAGAAUUGAAUACAUGUGCACUUAAUGCUGAGUGCACAAAUGUUGAUGGCUCCUUUGGAUGUUCCUGUAUGCCAGGCUAUUCAGGAGAUGGUAUCAUUUGUGUAGACAUUGAUGAGUGUGCAACAGGUCAUCAUAAUUGCGAUGAUAAAGCAAAUUGUAAAAAUACUAUUGGUAGUUUCAUAUGUGCAUGUAUAGAUGGUUAUGAAGGCGAUGGGUUUACAUGUUCAGAUAUUGAUGAAUGUAAAACGGGGACUGCAGAUUGUGACACAAAUGCAGUAUGCUACAAUAUAGAUGGAAGCUUUAUAUGUUCCUGUAAUGAAGGCUAUUCAGGGGAUGGUAGAACAUGCAAAGAUGUGGAUGAGUGUAACCCAAGUCUUUUACCAUUUCCAUCUUUUGGGAUGAACGACCCUCUUCCUAUUGGCCCUAUUAUAGAUAUUCUUAGAGCAUGUGGGGCUAAUGCCGAUUGCACAAAUACCCCAGGAUCAUUUGAAUGUACGUGUCAAGAAGGAUUUGUGGGGGAUGGUUUUAAAUGCGAUGACAUUGAUGAAUGUUUCGAGAAUUCUCACAAUUGCCAUAUUGACGCUGACUGCCAAAAUACUGAAGGGUCAUAUGACUGCAUUUGUAAAGCUGGAUAUUCUGGGGAUGGAACCACUUGCAAAGAUAUUGAUGAGUGUGUUCUAAGAACUGCGAACUGUGACGUAAAUGCAGUAUGUUAUAAUACUAGAGGGAGCUUCAUAUGCACAUGUAACCUAGGCUGGACAGGCAAUGGUCGAGAAUGCUCAGACAUAGAUGAAUGUAACCCUAGUCUUAAUCCAUUGCCACCAUUUAUGAUGAUGGAUCCUAUACCAAUAGACUUUGGGGUUAUUGAAACUAUUCUGAAUGUAUGUGGAGAACACGCUGACUGUUUUAACACAGCUGGAUCAUUUACUUGCCGGUGUCAAAAGGGCUAUAAAGGGGAUGGAAUGAAAUGUGAGGACAUCAAUGAAUGUGAGGGUAAUCACGGGUGUGAUCCAAAUGCUGAUUGUAUAGACAUACCCGGUGAUUAUGAAUGUAGAUGCACGGAUGGAUUUGAAGGAAAUGGUACAACAUGCACUGACAAGAAUGAAUGUCAAAUGGGGCAUGGCUGUCAUGCCUUUGCAACGUGCCAUAAUACUGCUGGUGGAUAUCAGUGUAAAUGUAACAAUGGAUUCGAAGGCGAUGGCUUUGUUUGCAUUGAUAUCAAUGAGUGCAUGGAGGAAUCUGACGAUUGCCACAUGCAUGCAACAUGUACCAACUCAAACGGAUCAUUUACGUGCAAGUGUAACAUAGGCUAUGAAGGGGAUGGAAUAUCCUGUGUAGAUAUUGAUGAGUGUGCAGAUGGGAAUGCUCCCUGUGACACCAAUGCACAUUGUAUAAACAUAGCAGGAGGAGCCAAGUGUUUAUGUAAAGAAGGAUGGACAGGGAAUGGGUUUUCUUGCUCAGAUGUUAAUGAAUGUCAAGUUCCAACCACUUGUGAUGCAAACGCUAACUGCGAAAACAGCAUUGGUUCAUAUACAUGUACAUGCAAAGCAGGAUUUACAGAAAGUGGGGCCAAGUGUAUUGAUGUUGAUGAGUGCGAUGAACAAAUUGAUGAUUGUAGUGUAUAUGCACUAUGUAUUAAUAGAAUCGGGACAUACAACUGCACAUGUAAAGAUGGCUUUUUAGGAGAUGGGAAAAUAUGUCAAGGUUGCAGAGUACCCGGACCUCUUGAGAAUGGUAACGUUGGAGUUGAAGGAUUGACUGAUGAGGAAAUUGAAAUGGAAGGAGAAAGAAAUCUACCAGAUGGAAGUAUUGCCAACUUCUCCUGCAGAGAAGGUUUUAUGUUGUUAGGUUCGAGCUCGCGCAAAUGUGUUACUGGUAUAUGGACGGGAGAUGAUCCGAGUUGCUUUCCAAGUCCAGAAGACACGAGAGUUUGUAUUCAAUUUGAGCCACCAAGGCAUGCAGAAGUUGCAUUUACAAACGAUGGCAUAUCCGAAGGGAGCACAGUGACAAUAUCGUGCAAGAAAGGAUUCAAGCUUAAGGGGACUGGUAUUAAAACAUGUGUGAAUGGAUCUUGGAUUGGUGCAGAUGUCUUUUGUAAAGUCAAUCGAAUAUUAUUAGAAGCUAACUGUGACUGGCCAUUAGAUAUAGAAGCAGUACAAAGUGGCUCUAUUACAAGCCCAGAGCUUCAUGCAAACAGCAAGAUAACCUUCCCAGAGUCAAUUCCUUUCUUCGACACACCAGGCAAGGAACUGUAUAUCAGUGUUGAUGGCUAUAUGAGCUUUAACAACAUUUUACCAGAUCUAAAUACAAGUACAUUCUUUGCAAACGCAGUGAUAGCUCCAUUUUUAGUGCAGCAGAGAGUGUCUGGUCAAAACAGUGGCGUGCAUUACAAAGUUUAUGAAACAAUGAAUGGUGAUGACAACGAACGUGAAGACACACUAGACGAGCUAUCAUGUAUAACAGGUCAGAUCAUGUUACACAUGAAGGUACCUGACUUUGAAGCAACCACUGCGUUAGUUGUAACAUGGCAGAGGAUGGAGUUGGCAGAUGAUAUAGAAAGAAAUUCAAGACUGACAUACCAAGCUGUCGUAGCAACUGAUUUCAGUGACUCCUAUCUUAUAUUCCAAUACAUCAACACUAGUAUUGAGGAUUCAGAGGGAGUCACUGUACUAGGGGGUGUAACAGUAGGUAAUGGUGAGGAUAACUUUAUGAUGAGGACAUCUGGAACUAGGAAUAUGUUCGCUCUUGAUGACACUGAUGGGAAUGGAAACAGUAGAGGUCAAACCAAACCUGGAAGAUGGUUUUUUAACAUGACUAAGAAUAGGAACUACACUUCACCAGAAGAGAAAUGUAUGUCAUUCCUGUCAAAGGAAGAUCGAAAAUACAUCAGGAGAAAUCUGUUGAAGAACACGGAGCCAUGUCCGUGUACAAAUAAAGAGCUCAGGGAAAGCACCUUAUUUACUCCAUCCAGAACAAACAACAUAUCAGAGUGUUAUAUAUUAAAGGAACCGUCUAAAGUCGGCACCGGGCAGGAGUGCUGUUACUAUCACGGAGAAGGCAAAAGACUUGGUAAAUUAGAAAGGACCGCAAUAGUUGAAUCUGGCUACUUCCAGCGCUACCAUAGUCUAACAUAUCCAACUUUACAUGAACAUUUGGACUUAGCACCAUUUCGAUAUUGUUGUGUACUAACUCAAAACUGUCAUUUAUUUAAAUCUGUACGACCGAUGAAUAGUUGUUUAAAGAGAGAUUUGGGGAAUAAAAGAAAAGGUUAAAACACGUCCUUAGAUGUAAUAUGAGUUGGUUAAACUGGUAGAAAAUCAAAAGGCACAUAGCUUUAACGUUUUGUAGUGGAUGAUUAUGUAUGUGUAAGGUGGUUCAGUUUAACAAACCUACAGAACACACAUUUAAUUUUUAGAGGUCACUAACUAUUCCUGUUUUAGAUACCCAUUUGAUACAACAUACCCGUUAUGAUUUCCUCGUUUCAAGUUGUUACAAAAGGAUCGAUAUUAUUAAGUGGUUUAAGAGUUAAUUCAACAAACAUGUAUGCCAAAUAAAAUAUCCGAAAACUAUAUAAUAACUAUACAAUAAAAUAUUUAAUUAAUAUGGAAGUUAAU